AUGAAAGUGAUCACCGCCAAUUUCGUGACAUGCGCCGUGAAGGAAUGCAAGACAUCCCCGGCCUCAUUCCCAUUACAUUUCCAAGACGCCGAGCUCGAGCAACAAGAACUAGACUUCCAGCCCGAAUUCAUCCGCAACGUUCUCCCCCGAAUUGACUGGGAAGCCCUGCGCACCGUUUCCAACGAGCUUGGGUUCCCGAGUCUUCCAGAUUCGAAACCUGAGGGCGAGGCUCUCGACAACGAGCAGACAUUGAAGGACUUGCAUCGGUUGCUUCUUGAGACGCAUGUCACGGAAGGGAAAUUGACCUGUGGGAACUGUGGUCAUUCAUAUAUGAUUAAGGAGGGAAUUGCGAACUUCCUUCUUCCAAGCCACCUUGGUGAGAAAUCUUCUUUUCCCUUGGGUAUGUUCGUUUGCUAA
Penicillium psychrosexuale is the source of this 417-nucleotide messenger RNA. RefSeq names its product RNA methylation protein TRM112. Gene Ontology annotation, molecular function: protein heterodimerization activity. NCBI's taxonomy places the organism in Eukaryota, Fungi, Ascomycota, Eurotiomycetes, Eurotiales, Aspergillaceae. The coding region runs from base 1 to 417 and encodes 138 amino acids. Gene Ontology annotation, biological process: tRNA methylation; rRNA (guanine-N7)-methylation; peptidyl-glutamine methylation. The record is from RefSeq and is a predicted model, not a curated record. The transcript has 2 exons.